AUGAGUGCACUUAACACACGUGGCGAGGUAACCGUUUUGUGGUGCGCCACCGCCGCAGCGAUGGUGCUGAUCACCAUUACCACGGUGGUGGGAAAUCUCGUGGUGAUGGCGGCGCUGUGGCGGGUCAGGCGUGCUCCGUCACAUUAUCCACUGGCGAGUUUGGUCACAGCCGACCUCUUUGUGGGUAUUACUGUGCUGCCUAUUGCUGCUGGGAGAGAGCUUUUUGUGUUUCAUUUGGAUUGGACACUAUGCUCGUUCUGGAGCACAAUGGACGUGCUUUGCUGCACGGCGUCCAUUUUGUCGUUGUGCGUGCUUGGCUGGGAGCGGUGGUGUGCCAUAACGAAACCUUUGGCUCGAGCUAGACGGGCUCGUCAUGCCAGACUGUUGGCAGUGCUUGUGUGGCCGGUGGCAACUCUGGUGGCGUUUCCCACUGUGUUCAUACCGUCACCGUAUCACCACCAGCCGGGGGAGCUGGCGAAAGCAUGCACUGUUAACACUAACAUUAUCGUGGCAUUAUCAUUCUACGUGCCCGCCAUUAUAAUGAUCGCGUUGUACACUUGCAUAGUCCGCGCACUCGCCGCGCCGCCGCCGAUUCGAGCGCACCGUGGACGUACGCCCAUACCUGAAGCUGCAACAACGGGUCAAGGACAAUUUUUAAGAUGCAGCACACCUGCUCCAUGUGGAACUACCCUUGUUCCACAGAGAUUGUCGAUACUUCUAACACCGAAAGGCUGUCAUCUGAACGUCCCCGGGGGUAACAAUAAUGUUCAGUCUACUCCUAUGAAGUCGACAGAUGCAGAGGACGGCAUCGGGGCCCGGCAACGUCGCGCGACACGCACCAUAGUGAUGCUCAUGUCCCUUUUCCUGAUUUGCUGGACUCCGUUCUUUGUCAUGUUGCCAGUUGGUGAGACAGUUUGA
This is a messenger RNA of Parnassius apollo (apollo), 918 nucleotides long. Lineage: Eukaryota; Metazoa; Arthropoda; Insecta; Lepidoptera; Papilionidae. The record is from the annotation of a GenBank genome assembly.